UGUUUUCAGUCUGCCUGACUGCUUGCUGUGGGUUGUGAGUGGACGAGAGGAGUGUGUUUACGCCUGCAUGAGUUUAGUGACUGUUUCCCGGUAUUUAAAACAAUAUUGUGUCUUAAAGUGUUACAGUGUUCAAUCGUAGUGUUUUCAACUAAUUUGGUGUCCCCCGCCCUGGAUGUACCCCGGACUCGCCUGAACUGAGGUUGUUCACUUUUACUGACAGAGUGGCGGUGACAACAUGACGACAGACAUCUCCCUGGUCCGAUGGGACCCCUCACUCCCACAGGAGAUCGUCGACGACUAUGAGUAUGAUGGAGGCAAUUCCUCCUCCAGACUCUUUGAGAGAUCUAGGAUAAAAGCUCUUGCAGAUGAGCGAGAGAGUGUACAGAAGAAAACAUUUCAAAAAUGGGUAAAUUCACAUUUAGUAAGAGUCAACUCUCGGAUUGGCGACCUGUACGUGGACCUACGAGAUGGAAAAAUGCUCCUCAAACUGUUGGAAGUUCUCUCUGGAGAGCGCUUGCCCCGACCAACGAAGGGCAAGAUGAGAAUUCAUUGCUUAGAGAAUGUAGACAAGGCUCUUCAGUUCCUGAGAGAGCAGAGAGUACACCUGGAGAACAUGGGGUCACACGACAUUGUAGACGGCAACCCCCGCCUCAGUCUGGGUCUCAUCUGGACCAUCAUCCUGCGCUUCCAGAUCCAAGAUAUCACCAUAGAAGAAACAGAUAACCAGGAAACCAAGUCGGCGAAGGACGCCCUGUUGCUAUGGUGUCAGAUGAAGACUGCUGGAUACCACAACGUGAAUGUGCGAAACUUUACGACGUCAUGGCGUGACGGUCUCGCGUUCAAUGCAAUCAUACACAAACAUCGACCGGACCUGAUACAGUUUGAGAAGCUGAGCAAGAGCAACGCGAUGUACAAUCUGAACAAUGCUUUCACAACAGCUGAAGACAAACUGGGCCUCACCAAACUGUUGGACCCAGAAGAUGUGUUUGUGGAGCAGCCUGAUGAGAAGUCCAUCAUCACAUACGUGGUGACAUACUAUCACUACUUCAGUAAGAUGAAGCAGGAGACGGUGCAGGGCAAGCGAAUCGGCAAGGUGGUGGGUAUUGCCAUGGACAAUGACCGCAUGGUGCAGGAGUACGAGGGACUGACCAGUGAUCUGCUGCGGUGGAUAGAGGCAACAAUCAGCAGCCUGGGCGACCGUCACUUCGCCAACUCACUCACUGGUGUACAGGCUCAGCUUGCACAGUUCAACAACUACCGCACCGUCGAGAAACCUCCCAAGUUUGUGGAGAAAGGCAACUUGGAAGUGUUGUUAUUCACACUGCAGUCUAAGAUGAGAGCAAACAACCAGAAGCCGUACACACCCAAGGAGGGGAAGAUGAUUUCAGAUAUCAACAAGGCAUGGGAGCGGCUGGAGAAGGCAGAACACGAACGGGAGCUGGCGCUCAGAGAGGAGCUGAUUAGACAAGAGAAACUGGAGCAGUUGGCCGCCAGGUUCAACCGCAAGGCUAGCAUGCGAGAGACUUGGCUUAGCGAGAACCAGAGGCUUGUCUCUCAGGAUAACUUUGGGUUUGACCUGGCUGCGGUGGAAGCGGCGGCCAAGAAACAUGAAGCCAUCGAGACCGACAUCCUGGCCUACGAGGAGAGAGUACAAGCCGUGGUAACGGUUAGCCAAGAAUUGGAAGCAGAGAACUAUCAUGAUAUUGACCGCAUCAAUGCCAGGAAGGACAAUGUCCUGAGGCUUUGGAACUACUUGCUGGAGCUGCUCAGGGCCAGGAGGAUGCGACUAGAACUGUCACUCCAGCUCCAGCAGAACUUCCAGGAGAUGCUCUACAUUCUAGACUCUAUGGAGGAGCUUAAGAUGAGGCUUCUUUCAGACGAUUAUGGUAAACAUCUGAUGGGUGUACAAGACCUGCUACAGAAGCACUCUCUGGUGGAGGCCGACAUCAACGUGCUGGGCGAGAGAGUGAAGGCCGUGGUGCAACAGAGCCAGAGAUUCUUGGACCAGGAGACCACCGAAGGAUUCCGACCUUGCGAUCCUGCCAUUAUCGUCGAGAGGGUGCAGCAACUGGAGGACGCAUACUCAGAGCUAGUGAAGCUGGCAGUGGAGCGCAGGGCACGACUGGAGGAGAGCCGCAAGCUGUGGCAGUUCUACUGGGACAUGGCAGACGAGGAGAACUGGAUCAAGGAGAAGGAACAGAUUGUGUCCACUACAGAGAUCGGACACGAUCUCACCACCAUCAACUUGCUACUGUCCAAACACAAGGCUCUGGAGAACGAAAUUGGCAGCCACGAGCCACAGCUGAUGAGUGUGGUAGCUGUGGGAGACCAGCUGGUGAAGCAACAACAUUUCGGUGCCGAGAGGAUACAGGAGCGUCUACAGGACACUCUGGGCAACUGGAACCACCUGCUGGACCUGGCAGCCCUUCGCCGAAAACGACUCGAAGAGGCUGUGGACUUCCAUCAGUUCUUUGCAGACGCAGACGAUGUGGAUAUCUGGAUGUUGGACACCCUGCGCUUGGUCUCCUCAGAGGAUGUGGGCCGGGACGAGGCUAAUGUCCAGUCUCUACUUAAGAAACACAAGGAUGCAACGGAAGAGCUCAAGAACUACGCGAGCACCAUCGAGGCCCUUCACACUCAGGCUGGUCAGCUGGGAGAGCAGGACCGCACAGCACCCGAGGUGGUGGAAAGGCUCAACUCUAUCGACCACCGCUACCAGGAGUUACUGGAGCUAGCCAAGCUCCGCAAGCAGAGGCUGCUCGACGCCCUUUCACUCUACAAACUGUUCAGCGAGGCUGAUGGUGUUGAGCAAUGGAUCGGCGAGAAGGACCGCAUGCUGCAGACAAUGGUGCCAGCCAAGGAUAUUGAGGAUGUGGAGAUCAUGAAGCACCGCUACGACGGGUUCGACAAGGAGAUGAACGCUAAUGCGUCCCGUGUGGCUGUGGUCAACCAACUUGCUCGGCAGUUGCUGCAUGUUGAGCACCCCAACUGUGAGCAGAUAGUGGCUCGCCAGAACCAGUUGAACCACGAGUGGGCAGAACUGCGAGAGAAGGCAGAAGGUAAGAGAGAGGAGCUCAACUCUGCUCAUGGAGUCCAGUCAUUCCACAUCGAGUGCCGAGAGACCAUCAGCUGGAUCGAGGACAAGAAACGUAUCCUACAGUCGACAGACAGUCUGGAGAUGGAUCUUACUGGCAUCAUGACGUUGCAGAGACGACUGUCAGGUAUGGAGAGGGACCUGGCAGCUAUUCAGGCCAAGCUGGACUCCUUGGAGGCUGAAGCCGACGCAAUUGAAGCAGAACAUCCGGAGGAGGCCGCUGUCAUCCGAGAGAGGAUCACUCAGAUAACACAGAUCUGGGAACAGCUCACGCAGAUGUUGAAGGAGCGAGACUCGAAGCUGGAAGAGGCAGGUGAUCUGCACCGGUUCCUGCGAGACCUGGACCAUUUCCAGGCAUGGCUCACCAAGACACAGACAGACGUUGCAUCUGAGGACAUCCCAGGCUCACUGGCAGACGCCGAGCGGCUACUCAACCAACACCAGGCCAUCCGCGAGGAAAUCGACAACUACACAGAUGAUUACACCAAGAUGAUGGAGUAUGGCGAGAACAUCACUGCGGAGCCAAGCACACAGCAGGACCCACAGUACAUGUUCCUGAGGGAGAGACUGAAGGCCUUGCGGGAUGGCUGGCAGGAGCUGCACCAGAUGUGGGAGAACAGACAACAGCUGUUGUCGCAGUCACUAAACCUGCAGAUGUACAACAGAGACACCAGACAAGCCGAAGUGCUGCUGUCACAGCAAGAACACGUUCUCUCUAAGGACGAUGCAGUGAUGAACCUGGAGCAGGCAGAAAACCUUAUUAAACGACACGAAGCCUUCCUGACGACGAUGGAGGCUAACGACGACAAGAUCAACUCAGUUGUACAGUUUGCUGGGCGAUUGUGUGACGAAGGACACUUCGCAGCUGACAAGGUGAGCAAGAAGGCAGAGAACAUUGCGGACCGCCGCAACGCUAACCGAGAGCGAGCCCUGCAGCAGAUGGAGAAACUGAAGGAUCAGCUGCUGCUGCAUCAGUUCUUGCAGGAUUGCGAAGAGCUGGGAGAAUGGGUGCAGGAGAAGAAGUUCAUCGCACAAGAUGAGACCUACCGAAGUGCCAAGACAGUACACAGCAAAUGGACGCGUCACCAGGCCUUCGAGGCAGAGAUUGCCUCCAACAAGGACAGGCUUAUCAGAGUACAACAGGCUGGAGAGGAGCUGAUGAAGGAGAAGCCUGAGCUGGCGGAAUUGAUAGCCCCCAAGAUCAAGGAGCUGCAGCAACAGUUCCAGGACCUGGAGCACACCACCAAGGACAAGGGCGAGCGGCUGUUCGAUGCCAACCGCGAGGUACUCAUCCACCAGACCUGCGACGACAUUGACUCCUGGAUGAAUGAUUUGGAGAAACAGAUCGAGAGCGAGGACACCGGCAACGACUUGGCCUCUGUCAACAUUCUCAUGCAGAAACAGCAGAUGAUUGAGACCCAGAUGGCAGUAAAGGCCAAGCAGGUUACCGAACUGGAGACGCAGGCAGUGUACCUGGAAAAGACGGUGCCAGAGAAGAUAGAAGACAUCAAGGCCAAGAAGAUAAAGGUGGAGGAGAGAUUCCAGCAACUCAAGGCUCCUCUGUUGGCACGUCAGCAACAGCUGGAGAAGAAGAAGGAAGCAUUCCAGUUCCGACGAGAUGUGGAGGAUGAAAAGCUUUGGAUUGCUGAGAAGAUGCCUCUUGCUACGUCACAGGAGUAUGGCAACAGUUUGUUCAAUGUUCAUACGCUCAAGAAAAAGAAUCAGUCCUUAUCAACAGAGAUUGACAACCACGAGCCUCGAAUCUUGCUGGUGUGUAACAAUGGCCAGAAGUUGAUCGAGGAGGGUCAUGAGGACUCCACUCAGUUCAAGGACCUGAUAGAGGACCUCAUGGACAAGUGGCGGCAACUCAAGGACGCAGUGGACCAUCGACGCAACCAACUGCAACAAUCUGAGAAAGCCCAACAGUACCUGUUUGAUGCCAAUGAGGCAGAGAGCUGGAUGAGUGAGCAGGAGUUGUACAUGAUGGUGGAAGACAGAGGCAAGGACGAAAUCUCAGCCCAGAACCUAAUGAAGAAACACCAGAGCCUUGAGGUGGUAGUAGAAGACUACUCUGAGACCAUUCGACAGCUGGGAGAGACUGCCAGGCAGUUGACCAGUGAACACCAUCCUCAGAGUGAAUUGAUAGCUGUGAAACAGGCUCAGGUAGACAAACUGUAUGCGGGACUCAAGGAUCUGGCCGGAGAGAGAAAAGCCAAGCUGGAUGAAGCCCUCCAGCUGUUCAUGUUGAACCGUGAAGUUGACGACUUGGAACAGUGGAUAGCUGAGAGAGAACUGGUCGCCGCCUCUCACGAACUGGGCCAGGACUACGAUCAUGUCACUUUAUUAUGGGAAAGAUUCAACCAAUUCGCACAAGACACGGACGUUACGGGCAGUGAGCGUGUGGCAUCAGUCAACGGAAUCGCUGAUUCACUUAUUGCUGCUGGACACAGUGACUCGGCAACCAUCGCCGAAUGGAAGGAUGGCCUUAACGAGGCGUGGCAAGACCUCCUAGAACUUAUCGAAACUAGAAAACAGAUGCUGGUGGCCUCAAGGGAACUGCACAAGUUCUUCCAUGACUGCAAGGAUGUUUUAGGUCGUAUCUCUGAGAAACAACAUGCCAUGUCUGACGAGUUAGGGCGAGAUGCAGGCAGCGUGUCUCAGCUGCAACGAAAACAUCAGAACUUCCUACAGGACUUACAGACACUUCAGUCCCAGGUCCAACAAAUCGAAGACGAGUCAGCGAAACUGCAGGCUUCGUACGCAGGAGACAAGGCUAAGGAGAUCACCAACAGGGAGGCAGAGGUGCGCAGUGCGUGGGCUGCACUACAGGCCAUGUGCGAUGCACGUAAACAGAAGCUGGCAGACACCGGUGACCUGUUCAAAUUCUUCAACAUGGUGCGCACCCUUAUGUUGUGGAUGGACGAUGUGGCACGUCAGAUGAACACUUCCGAGAAACCAAGGGACGUGAGCGGUGUUGAGCUGCUGAUGAACAACCACCAGAGUCUGAAGGCAGAGAUAGACACCAGAGAAGACAACUUCACUGCUUGCAUCUCGUUAGGGAAAGAACUUCUCUCGAGAAAUCAUUAUGCUUCCACUGAGAUCAAAGAAAAGCUCCUGGGAUUAACAAAUCAGAGGAAUUCUUUGCUACAACGUUGGGAGGAAAGAUGGGAAAACCUUCAACUCAUCCUGGAAGUGUACCAGUUCGCUCGGGACGCCGCCGUGGCUGAGGUGUGGCUCAUCGCUCAGGAGCCGUACCUGCUUAGUCAGGAACUUGGUAUGACGAUCGAUGAAGUGGAGAACCUAAUAAAAAAACACGAGGCAUUUGAAAAGUCUGCUUCUGCACAGGAAGAAAGAUUUAUGGCCUUGGAAAGGCUAACAACAUUUGAACUGAAAGAACUGAAAAGGAGACAAGAUGAAGAGGAGAGGAAGAGACAAGAAGAACUAGCAGCUAAAACACCACCUCCCACCUCACCUCCAGAACAGCCUUCCGACAGGCCUGACGGAGAGGGUGUGGCGGAGGCUGAGGUCCAGCAGAACGGAGAGAAGGAGGCAGAGAGCCGCAAAGUGAUGCAUGGGGAGAGUCCCGCGGCGGCGGGUCCACCGCCCAGCCCCGCCCCGAGCCCCCAACCCAGCCCUGGGCCCCGCCCUACCACCAGCCAGACAAUUCCCCGCCAGAGCACAAAGGACACGGCAGGAUCAACUCUGGGACGGAAGAAAGACCGGUCACGGUCUAAGUCCCCCUUCAGGAGUUUCCGAUGGAAGAAAUCAACUCCCAAAAGUCCGACACAGACCAGUGCUAGUGAUGAUGAAGGCAAUCUGGAGCGAGCCGCAGAGAGGCCGAGUCCCGCUGCAGAGGAGAGUCAUCUAGAAGGGCUUCUGGUGCGCAAACAUGAGUGGGAGAACACAACCAAGAAAGCUUCCAACAGGUCAUGGGACAAGCUGUACACAGUGGUACGAGGCACGAAGCUGCUGUUCUACAAGGAUGCCAAGAGUGCCAAGGCUUCACCGGAGGUUUACGCCAAGGGAGAGACGCCGCUAGAUCUGCGUGGUGGAUCCUGUGAAAUUGCUGCUGACUACACCAAAAAGAAACAUGUAUUCAGAGUCAAAGCCGCCAGUGGAGCCGAGAUCCUCCUCCAGGCCAAGGACGAUGAGGAGAUGCGCCAGUGGGUGUCGAUGUUGAGUGGACUGAGUGAUGCCCAGGGCUCGGGCGGCCCCUCUCGUUCCCACACAUUGCCUGCGCCUGGCGACCGCAAGGACGAGCCGAAGAGACGCAGUUUCUUCACUCUAAAAAAGAACUAAGUGUAAAGUAGUUGGAAACGCGACACUUCAGCGACGAUCGUCUGCAUUCUUCUUUUUCUGCAAUAUUCGACAUAGAUACUGCCAAUUUUAUGUUUACACUAAAAGAUAUUUAUUCGUUAUUUAAGAGCUGUCAUUUCUUAUCAUUUUCGCUCUUUGAAUGUCAUCAAGAAUGCGUGUAUUCUGUAAAAUAUCGAAAUGAACGUUACACCUUUGUUGUUCUUUUUUUAAGUGAAGAUAGUGUUGAUGUCUCAGAUGGAAACGUGAUGUUUCCAUAGAGUUCAUCAGUGUGUGAAGGGUACCUUAGUUGUUGUGUAUAUUGUUGUGGUCCAGGGCUCCCCACUCUGUACAGAUUGUGUGCGCUUGUGGUGUCAGUGCGUUGCGUUACUCUCCAUCACACCCUCAUUUGUUGCUUUUGUAUUAAAUACUUUAGGUUAACUCAUUUAUUUAAGCUAUUAUAUAGUAUUUUAUUGAAAGAAAUUUAUAAUAUUACAAAAAAAUAUAUAUAAACCUAUAAAGAAAUCUUGUGUAUUUUUUAAAAGAACGCUAUAUACUGAUGUUUAUUUUAGAUUGUUAGAGGUAUAAAUAGUAGCUAGUCACAGUGAAAGUUGAUGCUUAUUUUUCAAAGUCUACCGUCAAGAAUGAAAGUGUAUAGCUGUAGGUAGAUUAUGUAAUGUCAGCUAUACUUGCUUGGUAUACGUUGGCAGCAAUUUUGAAUAUAUUCUGCUCCUGUCAUUUUACUUUUAAGUUUUUUCAAUUGGCUUGUCAAAAUUACAAAUAUUAUAGAACAAUUAUCAAUAUACAUGUUACUGUUUUGUCUCAAUCUUAAUUGAAAUGUUAUUUAUUUUAUUUCUUGACUAAUUGACAAAUAUUUCAGUAUGAUUAAAAGUUCUCCACUUCAAA
Molecule: messenger RNA, 8293 nt
Organism: Homalodisca vitripennis (glassy-winged sharpshooter)
Lineage: Eukaryota; Metazoa; Arthropoda; Insecta; Hemiptera; Cicadellidae
Product: spectrin beta chain-like
Biological process (GO): neuron development; actin cytoskeleton organization
Cellular component (GO): cell junction; plasma membrane; cortical actin cytoskeleton
Molecular function (GO): structural constituent of cytoskeleton; actin filament binding; phospholipid binding
Source: RefSeq, a predicted model, not a curated record